This is a messenger RNA of Telopea speciosissima, 498 nucleotides long. RefSeq names its product glutaredoxin. The coding region runs from base 49 to 423 and encodes 124 amino acids. Gene Ontology annotation, cellular component: cytoplasm. Gene Ontology annotation, biological process: cellular response to oxidative stress. The record is from RefSeq and is a predicted model, not a curated record. The transcript has 5 exons. NCBI's taxonomy places the organism in Eukaryota, Viridiplantae, Streptophyta, Magnoliopsida, Proteales, Proteaceae. Gene Ontology annotation, molecular function: glutathione disulfide oxidoreductase activity.
UGAGAGAGAGAGAGAGAGAGAGAGGGAGAGUGCUGAAGAGGGCAGAAGAUGGGAGCGAUAUUCAGUUCGAGCAGUAAGAGCGGAGAAGAAUUAGAGAUGGCUCUAUCCAAGGCCAAGGAGAUCGUUUCAUCUACCCCUGUAGUUGUCUUCAGUAAGACACACUGUCCAUAUUGCAAGAGGGUCAAGCAAUUGCUCUCACAGCUAGGAGCAACAUACAAGGUUAUUGAGUUGAAUUCGGAAAGUGAUGGAGGCGAUAUUCAGGCUGCACUAAGGGAGUGGACGGGACAAAGAACAGUCCCAAACGUGUUUAUUGGAGGAAAUCACAUCGGUGGCUGUGACUCUGUCACAGCGAAGCACCAGCAAGGGAAGCUUGUGCCCUUGCUCACUGAUGCUGGUGCACUUGCUACUAAUUCUACUCUGUAAAUGGCUUGAAACUAAACAAUACGCUUACAGGCACGAAAGGAGGAUAAGAACAAUAUUCCAAUUAUCUGUAACAAU